Molecule: messenger RNA, 7159 nt
Organism: Cydia splendana
Lineage: Eukaryota; Metazoa; Arthropoda; Insecta; Lepidoptera; Tortricidae
Gene: inaE
Product: diacylglycerol lipase-beta
Exons: 15
Coding region: 629-2692 (687 amino acids)
Biological process (GO): diacylglycerol catabolic process; arachidonate metabolic process; neurogenesis
Cellular component (GO): cytoplasm; plasma membrane
Molecular function (GO): triacylglycerol lipase activity
Source: RefSeq, a predicted model, not a curated record
AUGCUGUAUGUCCCGCGGUAAACGUUAUCGCAACUCUGAUGCGUUUCUUGUUACGGCCAAUCAGACAUAACGGAGCUCGCUACUCGAUGCACUUGGCUCGGGUGUUCUCGGCACAGUUCGGCCAAGUCAGCGGCAGUAGAGCCAGUAGCCGAGCUCGCGCGGCACGGAGGGUUACUCGCCUUCCCGCCAGUCCGCCGUCUCGCCUGACAGCCGGCUGCUCGCGUCGGCAGCGCUCGCCGUCACAUCGUAAACAAUAAAAAACUUAACAUUGUCAAUGAAAACCUUAAUAAAUCCUAUCGAUUAAAACUUUACUUCACUACUCGAUUAUAAUCACUCCAAGUACCAGUAAAUCUAGACGGCCGGCCGCAGUGACUUUGGAAAUGUAAUGUCAAGUGUUUUGGUGAUCGAAGUGAAAGGAGUUCUUUCGUAUAAUUGUGAUACUGAAGUGCUGUAUAACUGUGCCGAGCUCGGCCAAUGAUUAUAACCAUAAGUAGAACAGACUUGGAAGCAUGCUCGAUGAUGUACCGGCACGAUAGAAACUCGAUGAAUGUAAUUGAAUGCUGUUUAUCAAUCGAAGUACAUUGCUGCAUUUAAUAGUUUAAGGUUGAUGUUCGUAUGAAUUGAAGCAAUGCCGGCGCUCCGGCUACUGGGGCGCAAAUGGCUAGCCGCCUCGGACGAUCUCGUGUUUCCGAGCAUCUUCGAGCUACUGUGCCGUUUUGUAUGGCUGGUGCUAAUAGCUCUGGUGGUAGAAGUGAUAUUCCCGGUGACAUGGCGAUGCCAGUCGGAAGGCUGGCACGGGGGCGCAUUCGUGCGGCUGUACCUGUGCGGCGCGCUGGUGCUGCAAGCCGUGCUGAUGUUGCUGCUGGCGGCGCUGGCGCACCAGUCCGCUAGGGGCACCAUCACGGAGGUCGACGCCAGGAAGAUGGUUUCUCCGCUCUUGUUGAUGAAAGUGCUGCUGGUGUUGCCGGAGAUAGCCUUGAACGUGAUGGGCACCAUGUGGAUGUUCUGCGACGUCAUAGAGUGCUCGGUCUCCGACAAGUUCUCCAGCGUAGUUAUUCAGAGCAUUGUCCUGUUCAACUGGGUGCAACUCGCGCUGACGGUGUUCGGUCUCUUCAUGGUGUUCGACCCGCUGGGCUCGGUGAACUACGGGGACAUGGUGGACACGCCCAACCAGGUGCGGCACCACCGCAAGGUCACCGGCCUGUGGUCGAGGCGGUUCCGGUGGGCCUUCUGCUGGCUCAAGCGGGAUGAGCACGGGAAGGAAGCCUUUCAGCAGGUUGCAGCUCUCCUCAGCGCUCUAUUCAGAUCAACAGACCUAGUCCCGUCCGACGUGGUAGCGGGCUGCGUCCUGCUCCGAGUGCGCCAGAAGCGAGAGACCCGCGAAAUGCGCCGCAUACAGAUGAUCAACGACGAAGAACCCAUAUACACCACAGAUGUCAACAAAAUCUUCUCCGAGACCCCGCCCUGGAUGAACCUCAAAGAUGCUUUGCAUUACCUCAAACUGUCCAUAGCGGCGUAUGGGUGGCCUUACGUGUUGUAUCGACACUGCUUCACUGGGUUCUGCAAGUUGGCCAGGCACUUGACGUGUUGCUGUUGUCGCCCCAAGAACUCGAUCGUAACGGACGACAACUGCUGUAUGUGUCACUUCGCCGGCGUCAAGUACAUGUCCAAACUGGAGGCCGAUGACAUCAUCUUCGCGUCUUUCAACAAUCACGUCUUUGAGCUCCCGUUCUGCGUGAUAGCUGACCAUGAACGAGAAAGUGUGGUGGUGGCUGUGCGGGGCUCCAUCUCCCUACGGGACAUCUUCACAGACUUCACCGCCGGUUCCGAGCGGUUUGAGGCCGAUGGCUUGCCUGAAGGCACGGCAGCGCACAAGGGCAUGUCGAUGGGAGCCGCCAAGAUGCUGAAGCGGCUGAUGCCGGUGCUGGACCGGGCCUUCCAGCAGUACCCGCAUUACGACCUAGUGCUCACAGGUCAUAGUCUGGGCGCCGGGGUAGCAGUAUUAGUAGCGUUAAAGCUAAGGCCCAGGUAUCCACACCUCAAAGUAUUCGCGUUCUCUACGCCUGCGGGUCUAAUAAGCCGCGAAGCCGCCCGCUACACGGAGAGCUUCGUGCUAACGGUGGGCGUGGGCGAUGACCUGGUGAUGCGGCUCAGCGUGCACAGCAUCGAGAACCUGCGCACCAAGGUCAUACAGACCAUACACGCCACCAAGCUGCCCAAGUACCGAAUAAUGCUAAACGGCUUCGGCUACGCACUAUUCGGCGUGCCCGCCCGAGACCUGGAGUCCACCUGGCGGCGGCCCGAAGACCUGGAGGCGAACCACUCCGACGACUCCGCUGACGCCCUGCUCGUGCCGGGCGUCUCCACCGUGAGUGCUGAGGCGGCGCUAGUGUCACGCAACGUGUUCGUACGCCGGUUCUCCACGGCGCGGCUGUUCACGGCGGGACGCAUCCUGCACAUCGUGCGACGCAAGCGCAUGGGCAUUGAGAACAAUGACGAUGAGGAUGAAAAUGAAAGGAAAGUGCGCACCCAAGAGCCAACGUACGAGAUGCGAUGGGCGUGCCCCGAGGACUUCAUGGAGCUGCAGGUGAUGCCGCGGAUGCUGCUCGACCACCUGCCCGAGAACGUGCACCGCACCAUACAGACCGUGCUGGACGAGCGACACACGUACCGCGUCACGCAACACCUCUAGAUGGCGCUGUUAUCAAUUGUUGAUUUUAAAUCUCAACUGAAAGCAGGAGGGCGGUGUAAUGCUUUGCAUUUACAACGGUAGGAUGCCACGAGGCAGUGCACUGUCUUGUGUGGCUGUAAUGGUGUUUAUCUGUUUUGCUGUGGAUAAGACAACUGUCAUGUUUUGGGAGAGUUAGUGCGAUCGACGCAUGUGUACAUUGUUCUAUCCACAGCUGAUAAAACCCGUCUAGAAUAGGGGCAGAGUGCUCUAAGGGCAACUUAUGCCACAAGGCAGAAUGCUCCCUGGAUAUUAUACUAUAAUGUGUCAAAUCAGAAAAAUGUAACGAGUCUUAUGCAUAAGCCAAGUUAUCGAACAAUUUACUUGCCUAGCCACGCGUUUUUAUUAAGUACACGAAAUGGAAAACUUGAGCACUAGUAGACAACUAAAAUCUCAUUUUGAUAUUAUAUUCAAUAAGAUUAAUUAUUAAUAAUCAGAAUCAUGAUAUAUUAACACGGAAUACUAUAAUGAAUCUCUUUAUACUUGUACAUCUCGUAAGCUCCGCUUCAGAGCCGACUCAUGACACGAUGAAUGCAUUUCGUUCCUAAACCUAGUGAAGUACAUGACUCAGAUAUGAACAAUUUCUACGAGACUUUUGUAUAUAUUUUUUCAGAAUUUAUAUUGACAUACCAGUGUCAAGACGUUUUGUAAUUAAAAGAGUUAGUUUAAGUAAUGUGAGAAGACUGUGAUGAUGUUAGAAUGAAAAUAUUGUUAAAGUGUAGAUAAGUGAAAUGUUACUAUAGUCUGUAUCUUUAGGUAUUUAAAUUUAAAAAAAAACAAAUAAUUUGUACAUUUUCGGGUAGUUAUAACAUAUGUAAUAACAUUGAUUGGUUAACCGACCAAAUACAAAACCGCCUGUCUCUGUCACUGAGCGACCUGACUUUAACCUACAUUAUUUGAUCGUGUAAUGUUUUCAUCUACCCUCAACUGGCUUAACGAGCCAUUUGAGGGUAGAUUUUGUUUACGUUUAUUUUAUUAAAACAAAAGAUACAGAGUAUAGUAGCAUGGAUCGUGUGUAUAUGGUGAGGGUCGGGGCGUGCCCAGGGUGCGCCCCUCAUUUAGGUGCAUUACAUAUCAACGUUCAAAACGUUCUCAUUUCACCGGUCGUUGGUCAUCAAUUUUCGGCAUUUUUUUAAUCACUAACCAAAGACAGAAAUAGAGAGAGUUUGAACCUAGUUUAACGUACUCCACUUUAGUUGUUACUCAUUAUUUUGCUCAAAUAUAAGCAAUUUGUUUGUCAAUGUUCCGUGUCAUUACUCUAAAAGUCUUUGCUUCAAUUCGAAUACACUCUAAUAUUAAGUAAGACUUGCAAAGCUACCACUAAGUACAAUAACUAGAUGAUAGAUAGAGCGUUACCGGAGUCAAUUAAUAUUAUAAACUACAACAUAUUGCUAUGUAGUAGCAUAAUAAGUACAUAGUGCUGACAGUUCAAAAUAUUUUAUUGCCACUCAGUUUAUUCAUCGUUUUUAAUUCAAGUGGGAAAAAAAAUAAUACUAUGUAGCCAUUUUGGUCUAACGGGAUUUGCAAGCUCCGACAAAAUUGUAAGCCGCGACUUAGGGCUGAUUUAGACGGCGCGCGAACUAGCAUACGAUUUUAGUUACAUUGCGGACUGUUGGUUGCGUCCAAUUCAACCGACCGAUCAAAACCCGCAAUGUAAUGAAACUCGUAUGAGUUCUCGCCUCGUCUAAAUGAGCCCUAAAGUCUCGCUAGAGCCAAAUAGGCUACGUAGAUAAUAAUUAACUUUGUUCAAAAUAUAAAUUAUAUUCAAUUAUAUCAAUAAAUUCAUUAGAGUAAUAAUUGUGCACGUGGCCAAAUCAGUGUUUUCAAGUAAACUCACCGUAAAUAUUGUACAACAUCCUUUCAACCAUUCUAUUAGCAUUUCUACAGAAUAAUUUCAACUUCGGGAACAAGAUCUUGAUAUGAAUAAAUUUACCUACCUAACAUAGAGUUUUUAAGCGUUUUACACGUACAUAAAAUAGCAUUUAUUUAAAAUUAUAAUACAUUCCAAUUUGUAUUGAAGUUAGCCCUCAGUCCCUUGCGUUACGUGUCAGGUAUGAUUGAAUACAAAUUGACACGAGAUGCUUCCCUAUCCUUACCUUUACUUUACUCCUUCUAUACCGAUAUUAAUACCUGCCAGCCGGGCUAGCACAUGAUUAGCGCCCGAUAGACUACCCGUCCCUCUUUAAUUAACAUAGAAAAAGACGGGUAGGUAGUCUAUCUCGCUGCGAGAUACUGUCGCGCCAAUCAUGUGCUAUAUAUAGGGCUACAGCCUUGCUAAAGGACCUCUUGGCCUUGUCAUCGUAAUAAUCAGCCCGUGUCAAUCUGACUUAGGCCUCUUCGAGGGACGCCACUGAGUUAAAUUUUCAUCUCUCCUCCUCCAAUGUCCUCUGCAUUACAAAUAUCAUUAGUCCACCAGUAGGCCUAGCACAGGUACGGCGCGACAGUAUCUCGCCCGCGAGAUAAACUAACCGUUUUUUGUUUUUGUUUUUCUAAAUGUUUUAAUUAGAUAGGAACGGUAGUCUAUCUCGCGGGCAAGAUACUGUCGUGACGCUCCUGUGUUAAGCCUACAGCGCAGCGCCGCACAAAGUCAAACAAUCAAAGAUGGAAUUGUAGGUACUAUAAAUGUGGCAGCUCCAUUUAUAAAAUGGCGCUCAGUUCUCAAUCAUAUAUACCUAACAGCAUACACAAGCGUUUCACGACGCAUUUUUAGUUUAGCUGUUAUACCAAGAAAGGCGGUAAUUAUAAUUAUAACGCAAAUUACUUAACCAAAAAAAAUCUAGGACCAGAAUUUCCUUGCCAGCUCCCGAGCAAUUUUAUAUAAUUGUAUAAUCACAGAAUAUAACAUAUUAUGAUGACAUUUUGACAGUAUGAGAGUUUUUGCCAUUCUUCAGUGUAUAAUGUAAAUAGUAUUAAAUCAAUUCAUGAACAACGCCUAAAUUUACAACUACUCUACUUAUGAACUUGGUUUUUAAUGUAGGUACUUUUGUCAUUAUAUUUACGGGGAUUUAUGUAUUAUUUUUUGUAUACCUAGUUAUAUUGCCAGACGUUGAGUAUCACGCAGGAGUAAAGAAACGAAAUUAGUGUUAGCUUUACAUACCUACAAGGGUUGUGAGUGUACACCACUAUAUAGUGCGUGGUAUUAUUAUUAUUAGGGUGUUAAGGCCUUUGAGUGUCACCAAGUUGUGAUCUAUUGUGACGGCCCUUUCCUUUGAGUGUCACCAAGUUGUGACUAUAGUGACGGUCGUUUUGAUUAGGUCGUUGUGUUCUCAUGUAUGGGGAAGACAAACAAAUUAUAGCCAGCAUUCAAUGAAUGUAGUAUGAUACCUUUGGGUAUGGUGCUUUAAGCACACUAGUGUCCCAUGUCCUCCCCCUGACGCAACCCUCCCUUUUAGCAUGAAAUAUGUCCCGGGUGACGGUUUUCAUGCUAAAAGGAUUAUUGGUGUUGUCCUAUCAAGACAGGUAUUAAAUAUCGUCACAAAGUGCCAAAAAUGUGUAUACACGACCUUAUACCUAAAUUAAGGUAGAGUGUACAAAUUUUGUGCGAUUAUUUAAUACCUUGACUGUACAGAAUUGAAAUGAUAUUUCACACCAUGCACGAGCUAAAGCACGGAAUAAUAUUGAAAAAUAUAGACCACAGAUAUUUUUGUAACUAUCAAGAGUUUUUAUGUUACGUAAAAAUGUCUCGAGCAAAACAUAUUGUUUAAACUGCAAUCAAUUUACUCUAUCGGUUGCACCAAACCAUCUGUCACCGUUAGAGCGUCCGCUAAAUUUAAUUGUAUGGGACGUAUUAGAUUUCUCCGUUGAGUGACGUUGAUCAGUCUGUUAAGUGUGGUUGGUGCAACAGACCCUCGGCCCGGCCACAUCCCGCGACGGCGUCAGCGGCAGGCGGCAACCAUAGGUUACAGCGAGAUACAGCGAUCAGACCUUUUGUUCCCACCUAUACUUGCCGCCACCGCCGCCGCCGGUCUGCAAAGUCGUGGCCGGGCCGUAAAUCUGAAUAUUAGUAUUGUGCGUUUUAUCUUGCCGCUCGUGAUGGUAACUCCGUCGGUAUCGUCUUGGGUCGUCCCAUUCGUUUUUCGUCAAGUUCUUAAAUUAGUCCUAUUCUGCUACAUUCGUCACAAUCGUCGGUGGCUUUCAAUGUAGAAUGCGUAAGGAAAGCAGAAUAGGACUAAUUUAAGAACUUGACGAAAAACGAAUGGGACGACCCAAGACGAUACCACUCCGUCGCGUUUCUUUACUCCUACUGUCGAUAGGUUGUUUCUUUUUUUUUACACAGGUACUGGUCGUUGUUGAAGUAUUCGAAGGACUGAGGUUCUUUUCUUUUGUACCCUAAAUUAGGGCUCUAUAAUCUCUCACUUAAUGUAGCUCUAGGAUAGCCAAUGUCUUGUGUUGGGUUUGUGUUAAUUUAUAUUAAAAUAUAUUUUAAGUAAA